ACCUCACUUCAUUACCCAAGUUUUCUCUUCUCUUCUCUUCUCUUCUCUUCGUCUCUUCACCACGUGGCCGCACAUCCUUUUGUAACGCCCGUCACACCACCCUCUCUUAACGGUGUGUGCCCAUUCUUAGACAUAAACCCCACCGUCCUCUGCUCUGCAUCCUUAUCAUAGCACAGAAGCCCUCUUCCCGCUCGUGAAUGAGGGCUAUCUGUGCUUCUCUCCACCUCUGCUUAUCUCUUUAACGUGCGAAUUUGUUUCUGCGUUUUUCUUAAGCUAUGGCUUCUUCUCUCAGAUUCCGUAAGCUCUGUAACCUCCUGUGUCUCCUUGAGCUCGUGAAGGGUCCGUUUGGGAAGAAAAAAUGGGAUGAUGGGAAGAAGCAAGAAAACCCUGUUUCUUCUUCUUUUGCUGAGGUUAAGAAGGAGAAGAAGGUCCGGGCUAAGAAUGAAUGGAAAUGCGUAGAUAGAUGUUUAUGGAUGAUUGGGUGUAUCUGGGUAACAUGGUGGUUCUUUUUGUUCGUCAUCAAUCUUUUGCCCACCCAAUUGGCCACUGAAUCACCCGGAGCUCUUCUCAAGCGUGACGGUUUGACCGCCUUCCACCCGGUGGUUUUGGUCCCCGGCAUUGUCACCGGCGGCCUAGAGCUCUGGGAGGGAAGGCCCUGCGCUGAGGACCUUUUCCGGAAGCGCCUUUGGGGAGGUACCUUUGCUGAGAUGUUCAAAAGGCCAUUGUGUUGGCUGGAGCACAUGUGCCUGGACAAUGAAACCGGACUCGACCCGCCUGGAAUUCGGGUUCGGGCCAUCCAAGGACUGGUGGCGGCUGAUUAUUUUGCUCCGGGAUACUUUGUUUGGGCGGUGCUUAUUGAGAAUUUGGCAAAGAUUGGGUAUGAGCAGAAGAACAUGUAUAUGGCUGCUUAUGACUGGAGGCUCUCUUUCCAAAACACUGAGGUGAGAGACCAAUCUCUUAGCAGAUUAAAGAGUAAGAUAGAGCUAAUGUAUGCAACAAAUGGAAACAGAAAAGUGGUAGUGGUGCCUCAUUCCAUGGGAUCACUCUAUUUUCUUCACUUUCUUAAAUGGGUCGAAUCGCCUCCUCCUAUGGGAGGCGGUGGGGGUCCCACUUGGUGUGCGAAGCACAUCAAAGCAAUCAUGAACAUCGGCCCGACAUUCCUCGGCGUUCCAAGGGCAUUUAGCAGCUUGUUAUCAGCUGAAGGGAAAUUCAUUUCACUUCUCAGAUCAUUCGCUCCUAAUCUACUUGAUGAGACAUUUCGGUUUCAAACAAUGAAACAAGCCUUACGGGUGUGCCGAACAUGGGACUCAAUCGUUUCUUUGUUACCUAAAGGAGGAGAGACCAUUUGGGGUAACUCAGAUUGGUCACCCGAGGAGGAAUACAAAUGUAGCUCAGCAACAAAAAAACAUCUGAAUUCUUUUUCAAGUAGCAAUAACAAAACUAAAUAUGGGAGAGUUAUUUCAUUUGUGAAUGGAGCAACCGAGUCACCCUCUUCACUAUUGGCAGAUUUUGAUAUAAUGGAAGAUGUACAUCAAAGUGUUACAAACAAUGAAACAUCGUGUAGAGGGGUAUGGACAGAAUAUAACCACAUCAGCAAAGAAAGCAUCCAUAAAGUUGUUGAAAACAAAGCAUAUACAGCAAAAACAGCAAUUGAUCUUCUUCGGUUUGUGGCACCUAAAAUGAUGAAGCGCGCCGAGUCACAUUUCUCCCAUGGAUUAGCGAAUGACCUUGAUGAUCCAAAGUAUGAUCAUUACAAGUACUGGUCAAAUCCACUUGAAACCAAGUAAGUGUAAUUAUUUUCAUGAUUUAUGUAUGUUAUCGUAGCUCUAGGAUUUUAGUUCAUAGAGAUUAUGUUAACUUUUCUCAUACCAACUGAGCACAAACAUACAAACUCAUAUACUCCCUCCGUCCCAAUAUAAAGAGCACAUUUGCCUUUUCAAACAUUUGUAGGAGGAACACUGUUUGGACACUGUUUGAACACUGUUUGCACUGUUUGGCACUGUUCCGCACUGUUUUGUUUGCCAAAAAGGGAAAUGUGUCUUUUAUAUUGGGACGGCCCAAAAAGGAAAAUGUGCCUUUUAUAUUGGGACGGAGGGAGUAUAAGACAUUCGACUACUCUAUAAGUGUAAUCCAGUGCGGGCUCAAUAUAAUAAUAUGAACUCACAUACAAGUGCCUCAACUACUACCCAUGUCUCAACAUUUUGAGACCAAACUCCGAGUCUUAAUUGAUUACAUUGUGUUUAAUGUAGUAAAAUGGCUGCGUUUUAUACAUUUUCAGGCUACCCAUUGCACCAGAUAUGGAGAUAUACUGCUUAUAUGGAGUUGGAAUUCUCACCGAGAGAUCAUACAUGUACAAGAUCUCCCCUACAAACACAUGCAAUAGCAUUCCCUUCCACAUUGACAGUUCUAUAGAAGGGAGUGGCAACAGCGGAUGUCUAAGAGGUGGAGUGCAUUUUGUAGACGGCGACGGAAGCGUUCCAAUUCUAAGCUCAGGCUUCAUGUGUGCCAAACCAUGGCGCGGGAAGACGCGGUUCAACCCAUCGGGCAGUCGUACGUACAUAAGGGAGUACCAACACGAACCACCAUCUAGUCUCCUCGAAGGGAGGGGUACAAAGAGCGGGGCUCAUGUUGAUAUAAUGGGAAAUUUUGCAUUGAUUGAGGAUGUAUUGCGCAUUGCUGGCGGGGUUUCCGGGGAAGAGUUGGGUGGAGAUAGAGUUCAUUCUGACCUCAUGAAAAUGUCAGAGGGGAUAAAUAUACAGUUAGAUACUUAGUAUAUAGUUGUAGCAUUACAGCGUGCAGAGUGCAAGAAAGUUAAUUAGGGAACUAAUAUGAGUAGAGGAAUGCAGGUUGGAGUGCCUCAGGUAUAGGGUAAUAAUGUCCUGUUGUGUAUAACAAAGUGAAGAAAUCUUCUUCAGUGAAAAGCUUUAAGAGAUGAGAUUUAUUUAAUAAAAAGGGAUUAAUCACAACUUUAAGAGAUGAGGGUCCCAAGCACCGCCCGCCCACCCGGACUAGUCGGAUGUAAAUUAGAGUUUAAUCACAACUUGGCAAUAGGUUAACCAUCUUAUUACUAAUCUCGCCGGAGAGGCCCCUUAACCGGAAAGCUCCAAGAUCACUUUGAGGGAGAGGGAGAUCAUUUGCAAAUGAAAUCUGGCAGGAUUCAUAAUGAACUAGUUUUCAUUUCCAGGUGAGGGUUAGAAACUUAAGGUUGAAUUAGUCAUUUGAUUUAAUAAAAUGUAGUUUGACGACAUCUUUAUGACCCUAUGGAGUUGCCCC
Messenger RNA from Cuscuta epithymum, 3273 nucleotides. NCBI's taxonomy places the organism in Eukaryota, Viridiplantae, Streptophyta, Magnoliopsida, Solanales, Convolvulaceae. The record is from the annotation of a GenBank genome assembly.